Mizuhopecten yessoensis (Yesso scallop) is the source of this 1035-nucleotide messenger RNA. RefSeq names its product protein FAM32A-like. Bases 35 to 382 code for a protein of 115 amino acids. The record is from RefSeq and is a predicted model, not a curated record. Lineage: Eukaryota; Metazoa; Mollusca; Bivalvia; Pectinida; Pectinidae. The transcript has 4 exons. Gene Ontology annotation, cellular component: nucleolus.
CACUACUUCCUGUUUAUAUUUUUUGCGACCGACGAUGUCUGAGUACGAUUCGGUAUCUAGAAGUUCUCUGAACCUAAAAGGCGUAUCGGAUAAGAAAAUUAAUAAGAAAAAGAAAAAGAAGGACAAAGAAAGGGAAGCUAUGAAAAUGUAUGAACAGGUCUCUAACACAAAGUCUUCAGAGGAAGAUGGAAAGAAGACAAAGCCGGUAGAUAAACGGACAAAAGCAGAAAAAGCAUUUGAUGGAGCAAGAGAAAAAAGGGAAGCAGAGCUCAUCAUAGAUAAAGCCAGUAAAACUCACAAGGAACGUAUCAUGUUAUUCAACAGUCAUUUGGAUGCAAUGACGGAACAUUUUGAUAUUCCUAAAGUGAGUUGGACCAAGUGACCUGUGUUUGGACCCAAAAUCAUUGUGACAUGUACAGUUGUGGACCAGCAUACACCUGAGACUGUAUACCAAUGGAACUGCAUACAUAUGGAUUCUGUACCAAUAAUGUUUACAUUAUCAUGUUGUGCUAGUGAAAUUAAGACAUAUUAUCACCUGGCUGUUGAAAUUGUGUAUAGGUCACAUGCAGACCAUGCUGUCAUGAGGCUUGUAGGUGACAGAAAAACUAUGGCAGAUGAUGAAUAGGCAAACCAUAUGACAGGUGACAUCUUACCAGUGACAAAGUGAAAAAAUGUUUUCCAUAAAUAUUUUGAAAUGUCAUUUUUCUGAUGAAACUUGUGAAUUGACAGUAAAACUUACAGGAUGAUUUUUCACAAGAUGAAUUGACUUUUAUAUAUAAUUUUAGUAAAACAGAAAAUGUCAAAGUGUUUUAUUUCAAUAAAUGUGUUCUUUCCUAAACUUGGAUUAUCUAAGAAAUACAAAAGAUUUGAUUAUUGGGCUUCUCUCCAUACUACAUGUUUAUUCAUGGAAGGUAGUUAUAUUUUAAACAGUUCUCUUAAAGUUCUGUUCAAUGUAUCAAUACAUGUACAUGGAAAUAUCAAAAUUAUGAAAUAAAUGUUUUAAUAUGAGAGUAAAUUUUGUACAUUGUGCUAUUU